AUGUCGAUAUCGCGAAUAAAACACGCAGCUAAGUCGUUGAAAACAUUUCAAGGCAUACAGUUUGAACAAUGUCUCGAUGACGGAGAAAACGCAGAGAGAGUCGGAAAAUGGCUAUUAGAAGUUUCGUGGGAAGUCGCGAACAAAGUCGGGGGUAUUUAUACUGUGAUUCGUUCAAAAGUUCCAAUAACAAAAAAAGAAUAUGGAAAUAAUUACAUUUGUAUCGGACCGUACAAUGAUUCUUUUGUACGAACCGAAGUGGAAAUUGGAGAAUCAAGUGUUAGUGCGAUUCGAGAAACUGUCAAAGAAAUGCAACGAUACGGAAUUCAUGUUGUAACUGGAAAUUGGCUAAUUGAAGGUUAUCCACAAGUUGUUUUAUUUGAUAUUGGCUCGGCUGCUCAUCGCCUCGACGGUUGGAAAGGUGAUUUUUUCCAGUAUGCGCACAUCGGAAUACCUUACCAUGAUCGAGAAUCAAAUGAUGCUGUGAUAUUUGGAUUUUGCGUUUUUUGGUUUAUUGGAACGGUGAGAAUGAUCUUUGAUUUUCUUGAACAAUUGAAACACGAUAAACAUCGUUACGUUAUCGCACACUUUCACGAGUGGUUGGCCGGAGUGGGAUUAGUUAUGACGCGAUUGAGAGGAUACGAUUGUGCUCUUGUAUUUACAACGCAUGCAACAUUAUUGGGAAGAUAUUUAUGUGCAGGAAGUACAGAUUUUUACAAUAGUUUACCAUGGUUUAAUUUGGAUAAAGAAGCUGGUGAUCGACAAAUUUAUCAUCGUUAUUGUAUUGAACGUGCUGCUGCCUCGUGUGCUCAUGUCUUUACAACUGUCUCACAAAUAACUGGGGUUGAAUCUGAAUAUCUGUUACAUAAACGACCCGACAUUUUAACACCAAAUGGUUUAAGUGUUAAACAAUUUGCUGCAUUACAUGAAUUUCAAAAUCUUCAUGCACAAAAUAAAGAAAAACUAAACGCAUUCGUUCGUGGACAUUUUUAUGGGCAUUAUGAUUUUGAUUUGGAUAAAACUCUCUAUUUUUUUAUCGCUGGUCGAUAUGAAUUUUCAAACAAAGGUGCUGACAUGUUUAUUGAAUCGCUUGCCAGACUAAAUCAUAUGUUAAAAGCUGUUGGUUCUGACAUUACAAUCGUUGCAUUUCUCAUAUUCCCCACAUCCACUAAUAAUUUUAAUGUCGAAUCAUUAAGAGGACAAUCUAUUGCAAAAAUGUUGAGAGAUGCAGUGCAAAAUGUCCAAGGAGAAAUUGGAAAAAGAUUAUAUGAAAUCUGUCUCAAAGGAAGUAUUCCAAAUCCAGAUCAAAUUCUGAGAAAUGAAGAUCUGGUAGAACUAAAAAAAUGUAUAUUUGCAUCACAGCGUUCAUCUCUUCCUCCAAUAUGUACUCACAAUGUUGUUAAUGAUGCUACUGAUCCAAUAUUAUGUGCAUUGCGUCGUUGUCAAUUAUUUAAUAAUCGUUCAGACCGUGUUAAAGUUAUAUUUCAUCCAGAAUUUUUACGAUCAACAUCGCCUCUACUACCAAUGGAUUAUGAAGAAUUUGUUCGUGGUUGUCAUUUGGGAGUAUUUCCUUCUUAUUAUGAACCAUGGGGAUAUACUCCUGCUGAAUGCACAGUAAUGGGCGUUCCUAGUAUCUCAACAAAUUUAUCUGGUUUUGGCUGUUUUAUGGAAGAACAUGUCAGUGAUCCAGGUUCUUAUGGAAUUUAUGUUGUUGAUAGAAGAUACAAAAAUGCUGAAGAAUCUGUUCAACAAUUAGUUCAAUACAUGUUUGAUUUCUCACAAUUAGCCCGACGCCAACGUAUUCUUUUAAGAAAUCGAACAGAACGUUUAAGUGAAUUGUUAGAUUGGAAUACACUUGGAAUAUAUUACUAUAAAGCACGUCAAUUAGCUCUAGAACGAAUACAUCCGGAAAUACAUGAAGAAAUGAUGAAAAUUACUCAAAAUUUUUCAGUAUUACGUCCGUCGUCUGCUCCCUCUUCGCCUGGUGCAUCUCGUUCAUCGACACCUGCGCCAAUGGAUGAUGAUUUUACAGAUGAUGAAGAAGAGCAACAAUCGCCCGAGGAUCAAUCAGCAUAUCAACAUUCACCAUUCGCAAAAAUUCCUCGACCUCAAUCUGCGAAAAACCUUGUAGAUUCACCGUUUAAUCGACUAGAUGAUAACGAUGAAGAUGAUUCAAAUGCUGAUAGCGGUAUCAAUUUACAAUCGAAUCAUGGGCAGCAAACACUACGUGAUGACGUUCUUGCAGAUCCAACUUAUAAGAGUAGUGGAAAAUCACAAAUUUUACCAGAUUCAACAUUGGACAAACUAGGAUUAAAUUUAGGUUUGUAUUUUGCUAAAACAAAAAGGUUAAAUAAUGCGUCAAGAAACGUUGAAUAAAGAAAAGCCUAACUUUUUCCACAGAUUAUUAAUAGAAAUUUAACUUAAAAAACGAAAGAAGCACAGUGGGCAACCACAUGGAAAUUAGGCGAAAAAACAAAAGUGAGAUUUUUGGAAAUUCAGAUAAUGUCACAUAGACAGUAUUCAAUGGCCGAUUUAGUGGUGAAAAAAUUUUGAUCCACAUGCUU
This is a messenger RNA of Didymodactylos carnosus, 2561 nucleotides long. NCBI's taxonomy places the organism in Eukaryota, Metazoa, Rotifera, Eurotatoria, Philodinida, Philodinidae. The record is from the annotation of a GenBank genome assembly.